AUGGCACGACUCGACGAGAUGCGAUUCGAUCCAGCUAGCCUGAACAAGGCGACUGCAGCAGACUACUCGUCUUCCGAAUCCGAUGCCGAGGAAGACGAAUACUUGAUGCCCUCGCGCAAUCCCCACGAAAGCGAAUUCGCCGACUUCAACCCCCGCAAGCGGCGCCGUACAGGGCGUGACUCAAAGGAGAGCGCGGCGCUAGGGAUAUUUGGGUCCGAGAGCGAGGAUGAGGGCUCGGGCAGACAGUGGAAGCACAAGAGCCUCCGGAACAAGGGUGUCAGCUUUGUUUCGUCUGCGAAGGCCAAAGCCGAUUCUGACGAUGAGCUUGACGAGGAGGAGGCGGAAUACGAUGACGCCAACCCUGGCGCCGUCCCAAGCGACGCCGAAGAGAAGGACGAACAAGACGAAGAGAUGGAUGGCGUAGGUUUGGGGUUCAAGGGUGCAUCUGCCGCUGCAGCGCAAGGCCUGGGGUGGACGCCUCCCACCCAACAAGCGACUCCUUCAAAACCAACGGCACCUCCUCCGCGAUUUGUAAAGUCAAAGGUUGACGUCGCCAACCCCCUCGGCAAUGGGUUUACGCCCAUGUCUCAGCGGGGCCCGACACUCCUGGCCAAGGACGAGGAGCCGGCUGCACCCCGCGCCGCGUUGCCGAGUGCGUUUAGCAAAACAAGAGGCGGCAAGACAAAAAUCAACGCCAAUUCCUUCGGCGCCCGGAUGAUGGCCAGGAUGGGAUACGUCGAGGGUCAGGGUCUCGGAAAGGAGGCGCAAGGUCGGAAUGUCAUCAUCGAGGCGAACCUUCGGCCCCAAGGGGCCGGGUUAGGUGCAGUCAAGGAGAAAACCAAACAGGAGAGGGAGGAGGAGAAGCGGCAGGCACGUUUGCGCGGAGAGGAAGUCGUAGACUCGGAGGAGGAGGAGAAGAAGAAGAAGGCCGCCCGGAGGAAGAAGGCUUUGACUGGCGGUAUCAGCAGCGGAGGUGGCAGCGGUGUCAGCACGCCCAAGCGCCAGAAGCCGAAAUACUUGACCAUGGAUGAGAUUAAAAAGGCUGCCCCUGGACUCAACAUACCAGACGCCUUCACCCCCAUUCUCGACAUGACAGGGCCGGGGAAGAAAAUGCUCACCACAUCGUCAGGACUGAUGACCCCGACUGGAGGCGCCGCUCCUGCCGAAUCUACGGAGGCAGUGGAAAACCGGAAACUCGUCAAGCGUGCCCAGAAUGACUUCAUGGCUAUUCUGGAGGAAUGGCAGAGCCUGCAAGAACGCAAGGCUUUCCUGGAUCUGCAGUUGAAGGAAGAGCAGCAGGAACUGGAAGAGCUCUCGGCGAGUUUGCAAGGGAACAAGUCUGUGACGGGGGCUUGCACAGCGGCUUCCAGGCCAGCGGAAAGCGGCGAGGCCGACAGAAAAGCCGACUUAAGCUACCGGCUUGGACGAGUCAUCGCCGGACUGCGAGAUGCGAGCAACUCCCUCUCCGACUCCAUGCUCCCACAGAUCAAGGAUGAGCUCGGCUCCCUAGCCGUGGCCGCAAUCCACCCCCUGUUCAACCAAUUCCGCCAACUCUGGGAGCCGCUCGAGGAGCCCAAGCCCGCCUUCGUAGACGGCCUAAACUCCAUCCGCGGCUUGCUCGGCCUCGAUCACCAAUCCAAGAAAACCUACCGCAAACCCACCGCCACCCCCUACGAAACCAUGAUGUACGAACUCUGGCUCCGCACCCUCACCACCACCGUCCGCGAGUGGAACGUCCGCGACCCCGACCCACUGAUCGCGGUCCUCGACGCCUGGGCCCCUCUCCUCCCCCCCUUCGUACGCGCCCAGCUCUUCCAAGCCAUCACGCGCAAACUCGAAGAAGCCCUGCAAAAAUGGCAGCCCAAAAAACACACCCACAACCUCCCCCACCGCUGGAUUUUCCCUUGGCUGCCCCACCUCCCACCCACCCACCUCGACCCGCUAAGCACCACCGGCCUGGUCGCCGACGUCCGCCGCAAGUUCCGCCAGCUCAUCGACGCCUGGGACUUCUCCCGCGGCGUCAUCCCCGGCCUCAAGCAGUGGAAGGAUAUCCUGCGCCCUUCCUCCUCUAGCGGUAGUAGCAGCCGCGACCGCGACCUGUGGACCCCGCUCGUCAUGAACCACCUGCUCCCGAGCAUGGCGCGCUAUCUGGGCGCCCACUUCCGCGUCGAGCCGCAGGACCAGGCGCCGUAUAUGGAGGCGCUGGAUAAGUUGCUGGAGUGGGGGGAAGUGGUGCGCCCGAGCAUGCUGGCGGAGGUGUUGGUGGCGGAGGUGUUCCCCGCGUGGCACGCGGCGUUGUAUCGGUGGUUGUUGCUGGAGGAGGCGGAUUAUAAUGAAAUUGGGGGGUGGUUUCAGUGGUGGCAGGAUGAGGUGUUCCCGGAGGAGAUUAAGGUGCUGCCGUCGGUGGUGGCGGAGUUUGAGAAGGGGUCGGCGAUGAUUGAGAGGGCGUUGGAUUUGGGGGAGAGGGUGAGGGCGGAGUUGAGGGCGCCGGAGGAGGGGCCUGCGUUGAAGACGGCGAGGGACGCGGGGAGGGAGGAGAGGGAGCGUCAGAGGGAGGAGGAGAGGGUGCAGGAGAAUGUGGUGGAUGUUGCUGCUGCUGCGAAGAAACCGGAGGAGGUUACCUUUAAGGAGGUUAUUGAAGCGUGGUGUCCGGAGCAUGACCUGCAGUUCAUGCCGGAACGGAAUAAACUGCAUGCUGAGGGGCCGAUGUACCGGAUCUUGGGCAUGGACGGGAAGAGGGGCGUGUCGGUCUACUUCAAGGGCAAUAUUGGACGGCGUGGGACGAUGCAGUGGUUAAUGGGCCGCUUGGAUGGCGGAAGAAUCGAGGCCCAUGGGGGUGGGCCCGCACGAGCCUUCGUUGUGGUCUUCUCGUCCGGGGCACCUUUACCAGCGAGCACUCGGGUCAAUACUUCGGGACCGGGUGACGAACCGCACAUUUUAGCUCGCCGACAUAGUUGUCCGUUCAAUAUAGCCCCAGUUUGGCCAACUCAAAAAUCCUAUCAGCGGUGGUUACCCCACGCCGCGGCCGCCGACUAG
This is a messenger RNA of Chaetomium globosum CBS 148.51, 3036 nucleotides long. RefSeq lists its product as uncharacterized. Gene Ontology annotation, cellular component: U2-type post-mRNA release spliceosomal complex. Gene Ontology annotation, molecular function: nucleic acid binding. Gene Ontology annotation, biological process: spliceosomal complex disassembly. The record is from RefSeq and is a predicted model, not a curated record. Bases 1 to 3036 code for a protein of 1011 amino acids. The transcript is spliced from 3 exons. Lineage: Eukaryota; Fungi; Ascomycota; Sordariomycetes; Sordariales; Chaetomiaceae.